Molecule: messenger RNA, 1072 nt
Organism: Ochotona curzoniae (black-lipped pika)
Lineage: Eukaryota; Metazoa; Chordata; Mammalia; Lagomorpha; Ochotonidae
Gene: TNNT3
Product: troponin T3, fast skeletal type
Exons: 15
Coding region: 124-936 (270 amino acids)
Biological process (GO): sarcomere organization; muscle contraction; regulation of muscle contraction
Cellular component (GO): troponin complex
Molecular function (GO): troponin I binding; tropomyosin binding; troponin C binding
Source: RefSeq, a predicted model, not a curated record
CUAGACCCCUAGGUCCAGCUGUGCCUGCGGCCUUCUGCGGGACUGUGGGCCUAGGAGGCGCCCAGGGCCCGCAGCCCCUCCCCGCCGGAUGGGCUGACACAAGCCUCAUCGGAUCUGGACAGGAUGCACCUCUGGGCUGUGGCCUGCUCUGUGCCCCCUGAGAGCAGAAGCCACCCAGCCACCAUGUCUGACGAGGAAGCUGAACAAGUCGAGGAACAGUACGAGGAGGAAGAAGAGGCCCAGGAAGAAGAGGAAGUCCAGGAAGAAGAGAAACCAAGGCCCAAGCUCACUGCUCCUAAGAUUCCAGAAGGAGAGAAAGUAGACUUUGAUGACAUCCAGAAGAAGCGUCAGAACAAGGACCUCAUGGAGCUGCAGGCGCUCAUUGACAGCCACUUUGAGGCACGCAAGAAGGAGGAGGAGGAGUUAGUGGCCCUCAAGGAGAGAAUCGAGAAGCGCCGGGCCGAGAGAGCAGAGCAGCAGAGGAUCCGGGCAGAGAAAGAGAGAGAACGCCAGAACAGGCUGGCGGAGGAGAAGGCCCGCCGAGAGGAAGAAGACGCCAAGCGCAGGGCUGAAGACGACCUGAAGAAGAAGAAGGCGCUGUCCUCCAUGGGUGCCAACUACAGCAGCUACCUGGCCAAGGCCGACCAGAAGAGAGGUAAGAAGCAGACAGCCCGGGAGAUGAAGAAGAAGAUCCUGGCGGAAAGACGCAAGCCGCUCAACAUCGACCACCUGAAUGACGACAAGCUGAGGGACAAGGCCAAGGAGCUCUGGGACACUCUUUACCAGCUGGAGACGGACAAGUUUGAGUUCGGGGAGAAACUGAAACGCCAGAAAUACGACAUCACCAACCUCAGGAGCCGCAUCGACCAGGCACAGAAGCACAGCAAGAAGGCUGGUGCCACUGCCAAGGGCAAGGUCGGAGGACGCUGGAAGUGAUGGAACUGGAAAAGCCCCAUACGGCGGAGACCCUCCCAGGCCCGCGCCCUGGCUCCUCCUGGGUCUCCGGGGGGAUCCUGAGGGUGCAGGGGCCACCCCAGAACACAUACUCCGUCUCUGUCCUCAUGGCUCCCAU